Messenger RNA from Cucurbitaria berberidis CBS 394.84, 1240 nucleotides. RefSeq lists its product as uncharacterized. NCBI's taxonomy places the organism in Eukaryota, Fungi, Ascomycota, Dothideomycetes, Pleosporales, Cucurbitariaceae. Bases 217 to 870 code for a protein of 217 amino acids. The transcript has a single exon. The record is from RefSeq and is a predicted model, not a curated record.
GAGGCGCGAGUGCACAAGGCAACAACAAACGUACUACUAUAUUUACAAGCCACUAAAGUAGAGACAUCCUUCUCGUCUUCCCCAGCACUUGAAAGUUUACUGUCAAUCGUAUAAGUACUAGUCCAUACGAGCCAACUCUUCGACCGCAUCAAGAGUACCACAGCUGCAAAUCGGAAACUUUCAAUCACUUGCCUACACGCCGCGUACCGGUCCACGAUGCCGCCAAUCACCCUUCACAAGGAUGCUCCAAUCGCUCCAACCAAAGCCGACGGUAUCACCCCUCAAACCGCGACGAACAACCCACCACCAACACGCACUACACCCGCAUACACGCCCGCCACUACAACACAAGCCUCCUCAAGCCCUCCUCCUCCACAACCCGGCGCUCGUCCAGCUGCACCAACAGGCUCGACACAGGGCAACAACAAUGCGUCGCCAGCGCCUCCACAGCCCGGUCCUACAGCAACUGUGGUAACAACGGAGACAAGACUAGGCGGUCCACCACCACAGUUUACAGCCCCACCACCCACCGAUUCAGCGCUCGCAGGCCGGAGCACAACAACGUCAACCACAGCGUCUAAGCCCGGGCCUACUACGCUGAACUAUGGGCCCGCUGCGUCUUCGUUUCAAGCUGCAGACUCAGCAGCAGCGGCGCCCACACGAACAAGCCUUGAGCAUCCGCCAGGGUAUACGCAAGUGCCUGAUAAUGCGCCGUAUACGGCUGGGGGAGGCAUUGGCGGGAGUGGAGGCCAAGGGCAAGGGACUGAGGAAGGGGGCGUUGGAGCAGCUGCGUGGAACGUGUUGAGUAAAGCGGGAGAGGCACUGAAGAAGGGCGAGGAAGCCGCAUGGAGGGCUGUUCGAAACAAGUGAUUAGAACCCGGGUAUGUGUCCAGUCACACUUAGCUAGGGUUGGUAGGCUUCAGGAUUCUGGCACAAGCAAAAUAUCCACUGGUGUUGAUCGACAUGCGGUCAUAAGGCGUCACGGACAUCACAUAUGUAUCAACAAGAUAGCAGUAUACAAAGAAACCCAAUGACUCUCUAUAAACCACUAUUUUCCCCAGGGCACCAAGCGAUGGAAACACAGUUAAGAAAGUGGUAAACAGACAAGCAAUGCAAGCCGGAUAUGUCGUGUGUAAUACAGAAUGCUGUGAGGGAAAAACAGUUGCCGGCAAUGUAAAGUACAAGGUGUGUUACCACCGGGUCGUGCUUUUCGUUACCAAGAACAAUCUUAGCAUACCAC